Molecule: messenger RNA, 3373 nt
Organism: Paramisgurnus dabryanus
Lineage: Eukaryota; Metazoa; Chordata; Actinopteri; Cypriniformes; Cobitidae
Gene: edaradd
Product: EDAR-associated death domain
Biological process (GO): signal transduction
Molecular function (GO): protein binding
Source: RefSeq, a predicted model, not a curated record
GAGAUGCUCGACGGGUCCCACUGUCUUAGCUCGUUACAGAGGUGCGUAAGCAAACAUGCGUGUCAGUGUCUAAAGAAAAGAGGAACCAGACUGUUCAAGUUAACCGAUUUUGUACUUUGCUGUUGUUCUGUGCGGAAUAAAUAGGAUUUGGCUGUUUUAAGUCUCGGUGCGGGCAUCAGUGCGCGGAGAAGCGCACACAGGUGAAAGAGACGCUGGUGGCUUCAAACUCAACAUUUCCCGGCGUUGUGUAAAAUGACACAGUCGAAAUCUCCUAUGUUUGAAACAAUCUUUGUGAAGAUGACUAGCUUAAAGGCGUUUUCCGAGCCAUUUGGAAGAGUGGCUUCUGAACCGGUGGAGGACACUGAUCCCAGCACCUUUGUCACAGAGAUGUCUUUGAGGUCGAAUUACCCUGUUCAGGUCACCGAUCCACAAGAUCCUGUGACCUUACAGCUCCGCUCUGUUCCUCCUAGUUACCUGACUCCACCUGCAGACAGGAUACAACAUCCUGUGGAAAAUGAUGGAAGUGAAUUUAUUCCAUCAGCUUCUGUUUCAUCAGACUUCAGUAAAGAUCAUAGAUCCUGUAAGGAGUGUUCUCGUUCCGCCCCUCCACCCAAAAUCAGUGACCUGAUGAACGACGAAGAUCUUCUGUACACCCUGCGCUUAAAGUUAGACCCGACUCACUGCACUGUCAAAAACUGGAAGAACUUUGCAAGCCGUUGGGGGAUGAGCUACGACGAACUUGCGCUUCUCGAGCAGCGCACACACGGGUCCACCUAUCAAAGUCCCACGCAGGAGUUCUUGCUGCGUUACAACCAGAAAUCCGUCACGGAGCUCACAGAACUCUGCCAGCUCUACCAGCGCAUCGACGUGCUCCGGUUGCUCCAGAAAUGGAUAGAGAACGACUGGCCGUCGCGCUGGCAGAAGGCACAUUAGGUGGGGCUUAGCGAGAACAGCAGACAAGACUUCGGCGAAGAGACGUGUUUGUAGAAUCUAAAAUUAUUGACUUAUUAUUGACAAUGAGUCAGAACACACACUAACUGAUGAGUGGUUGUGCAGAAUGAGUCGACAGGGUUGUAAACCGGACAUUUGUUUAAUCACCAUUGCAAGUGGCUUUAUCACUUCCAGGGUAUUCAGAAAAUAGACUUGAUGACUUUGAACUUGGAAAAGAGGAUUAGAGUUACUACAGUCAUCUACUGUAUGGAUUGUAAGUGAGGUUACGGUGAACGCAGAAAGAAAUACACAGAAGAGAAUUAAUGGGUGCAUUUAUAGUUUUCACAAACUACACAUGACUAGACAUGCUUUUUGAAAUACCCCCAUGAUAUCUGGAUAUACCAAAGAUUGCUUUCUAGAUAAGUUGUGUCUUUGAAAUAUUGAUUUUACCCAUGCGGUGAUCAACUAAAAUCUGACCCUGGACCACAAAUCCAGUCUUAAGCCAAAAAUACAUUGUAUAUGUCAUAAUUAUAUAUUUUAAUUUAUGCCAAAAAUCAUUAGGAUAUUAAAUAAAGAUCAUGUUCCAUAAAGAUAUUUUGUACAUUUUUCGCCAUAAAUAUACCAAAACUUUAUUCUGUGAGUGCAUGAAUAUGCUAAUGACUUCAUUUGGACAACUUUAAAAGCGAUUUUCUCUUUUCGCCUUUUUUGCACCCCAGAUUCCAUUGUAUCUCUGCCAAAUAUUGUCCUAUUCUAACACGCCAUACAUCAAUGGAAAGCUUAUUUAUUUAACUUUCCGAUCAUAAAAGGAUCAUUAUCAAUUUAAAAAUAAUAUCCCUUAUGACUGGUUUUGUGGUCCAGAGUCACAUUUAUGCAGUGAUUAAAUGGCGCACAUGAGAAGGAAUGAGGAAAGACCACCCAGGUGUGACUACAAAUAUAGAUUAUGUUUGGAUAUUGUUUCUCGGUCAUUUCAUAUAUGAAAUCGUAUUUAAUUUAUUUCUUAAACACAAAGUCAUCUUUACUCCUUACAUCAUUGGUUGUCUUUUAGUAAGUGUUAGUCACAUUCUGUGGAUUGCUGUAAGUUUUAAGACGGUUUCUCACCUGUACAUCUUGUGAAUGAAUCACAAACAAAGUCAGAUUCUUAGUAUUGAAUGGUUGAUAAGAUCAGUCUCUAUUUUAAUUGUGUGAUAAUUCGUUUUUAUGAUGUACACUACUGGGCCACCACCAGCUUUGUUUUAAAAUGUUUUUUAAUGACCUUAUAUAUUUUUCAUGUGUCUUUAUUACAGAAAAUACAGGAAAUAUGUUCACAAAAUUAAGACAAAACAAAGUUUGAAAAACAAAGUGCACUCUAACUAAGGAUGUGUUAAUUUUUAACACAUUGUUUUGUGCUAUUUAACACAUUAUGUGUCAUUUUGUGUUGAUUUUGUAUUUAUUUUGUUAAAUAAAUACAAGGGACAACACAAGAUGUGUCAAAACAACAAAAAAUGAUUUUGCAUACAAAUAUUCUGUAUUUUCUUGAUGUGAAAUAAUUAUAUGUGGUGAUUAUACCAUUGCAAAAAGAACAAAACUAAUGGUGGCCUAAGACUUUGCCAUGUCAGUUUUCUGUGACAUUGCCUAUUAUUUCCCCAUUGCAACAUUUCUUAAAAUAACAUAACAUUUUGAUUGAUGUGAUCUUUCUCACUCCCAUAACAUUGGUUAAAUUAACACUUAGGUAUAGAGUAGGCCUACAUAAGAGUUUAUCUGUAAACCAUUCAUGAAGCCAUUCGCACUCUGUGAACGCAACCAUUUUAAAUAAGAAGGUUUUCGUGAGAGGUUUUUGAAGUGGCCAUUUAAACACUGUUUAAAAUUUCACAAGAUGUCAUGUAGUUUACUUUAUUGUGUCUAUAAGUUUAAUGUCCCAAUGCACUGCUCACUAAGCAUCUUACUAGGAAUGGCACUUAAACCUGGUUCUUUAAGAAAGAUUCAGCAGGAAGUUCUUCAGUGUCUCCGGGAAAUACGCAGUUUAAGAGCAGUAAAACUGCACAGAACAGUCGAUUUGAAAGUUGAUGUGACUUUAUGUAAGUUUAAGUUAGGGCUAUUUAAAAUGUUUACUCCUUAUCUCAAAAUAUGAUCCUAGAAGUUACAGAGUGUACAAACUGCAAUUCUGUUGUCAUUGUGAAACAAUAAAAAAAAUAUCACGCAGUAUCAGUAUGAGUUUUGGUGCAUUUUCCGCUCCUUUUGAUUGGCAGGAUAUAAUCUGAUUAUCAACUGGGCAAUUCCAUGCAAAUGUCAACCAUAUUAUGGCAAAGUUUUGAACUAUACUGAUGUCUCAGAUGUCAAUAUUUGGGACUUGAAAUACCUAUGCAAAGUCUCUGCAAAGUUUUUAAAGCAUUUGUUUUUAAUUAUUUUCCAUCGUGCAAAGUUUAGAAUUGUCACAUCCGUAACAAUGUUUCUUCCUCAUAAAUGC